This is a messenger RNA of Blastocystis hominis, 705 nucleotides long. RefSeq lists its product as hypothetical. The transcript has 7 exons. NCBI's taxonomy places the organism in Eukaryota, Bigyra, Opalinata, Blastocystidae. Gene Ontology annotation, biological process: retrograde transport, endosome to Golgi; Golgi to vacuole transport. The record is from RefSeq and is a predicted model, not a curated record. Bases 1 to 705 code for a protein of 234 amino acids. Gene Ontology annotation, molecular function: syntaxin binding. Gene Ontology annotation, cellular component: GARP complex.
AUGGCACGUCCUGUGGAAGAGAGUAUGAAGUUCUCCCUCCAGAGUGUGAAAAUAUCCACUCAGAUUCGAAAGAAAAUGAUCGAUUCUGCCUAUUUGGACAAUGCAAACUUGACAUCUGUAACACUGACUCCCAAUUCUCGUCGUCCAUUGGUUUCGACUCAGCCGUAUGGAUAUGUGAGGGAUACCAGCGGUUUACGGUCUUUGGCUCAUCACUUUGAAUUGUAUUUUAACAGAAUGAACAAACUGCAAGAAUCCUAUAUAGAGCUCCAAAAGCAAUUAAAAGAUGAGCAGCAGCAGGUGAAGUCUGUGAGCGACUGUGAAGUGGAGCUGCGCAUUUGUUUUGACUCUGUUCCUCAGAUUUUCUUUGAUAGCGAUUUCGAUUUGUCAGAUCCGGUGAUGUUUAGCGUUGUGUUGGAUCCCAAUGAGCAUUUCAAAGUAGUGAGCUACAAACUUACCGGGUAUCUAGACCUUGUGGAGGUCUGCCUGAACGAGCAAAUCUCUAUUCAAUCCGACUCGCUGUUCGCAGCGAUCAAGCAACUUCAGGAGUUUCAAGUUCAUGUUUCAGAAACUUUGCAGGCGAUUCAUGGCUUAUCAGGCUCUAUGCAAGCGAUCCAGUCGCGGCAUACAAUUCCUCCUCUUCUAAUUCCUGUCUAUUUACGUCGCAUUCAGAAUCUUCGAAAGGUGCAAAAGAUCGUGCUGUUUUGA